AUGGCAGACGAAUCGACAAUCGCUGCUGCCCCGUUCGUGGAGCUCACAUCGAUGACACCUGUCCGCUCUGCGCCAGCAGCUGACGCCACGUCUCAACAUUCCGAAGACGAACGCAAGGACACAUUCUGUACGGACUCAGAACCAGCAAGAAGACGGAAUCCUUUUAGUAUGCUCUACUUCGCUGAAGCGGCUGGAUACAGUGCAAUUCUGCAAUAUGAAGAUGCUGAGUUCCCCAACAAAGACGACCUUUCGAAUAUCUGGGGAAGUAUUAUGGUGACGAUGUGUGUGGCAGGCAUAUUAUCCUUCGCGGUACACCCCAUCCUCUUGCAAAUACUCAAUCGCAAAUUCCACGUCAUUAUCAUUUGCAUGGCCUUCUACGGCACAGGUUUUGCAAUAAUGUACCUCGACUCGUACAAGUCGUACAAAACGCGGUGCUAUUACUGGGCUCUUGAAGGAUUGACUAUCACUCCUGCGGUCCUGCGUGUGGAGCUCAAAUCGAUGCAAACUCCGCGUUCUGACCCAACACUGUGCGGCCCCUCUGGGGGUCAUUCCGAAGACGCGGCCACGAAGACAUUCUGCAUUGCCCCACAACCCGCACGAAGGAGGAACCCUGGAUUGCGGCAAUGGAUAGCUGCUGUCAUAGGCAAGUUUAAUAUGCUUUACAUGGCUGAAGCGGCAGGGUACCUUGCGAAGCAGAAAAUUAUUUUUUCUCAAGAAGAUGACAUGCCAUCAAUCAUGAGAAGUAUCAAUGUGUCGAUGUGGGUGGCAGGCAUACUUUCCUUCGUGUUACACUCCAUCAUAUUGCAAUUACUUAACCGCAAAUUCCACAUCAUUAUCAUUUGCAUCGUAUACUACGCCACAGCUCUGGCUAUCAGCAUCGACACGGACAAUUCGUACAAAACUAAUUACUUCAUUUCUGUAUUAUGGGCUAUUGCAAGUACGGGCACAAUGAUGUUUGUCUCAGUGUACAUCAGUGAAACGACGCCAGACCACACACGUGGGAGGCUCAUUGCCCUCAAGACGUUGUUCCGAUACCUGGUGUUCUCCUUUUCCCUUUUGAAGUAUCCUCUCAUUCCACAUUGCUGGCUUGUGAUAGCAAUCCCCACGGUGGUUUUGCUGUCGUGUUUUUGGCUGCCAGAAACGCCGGUUUACCUCCUGCGGCGAGGAAAUGUGGACGCCACAAAGCAGUCUCUUCGGCGCUUGCACGGCAAUGCAGCGGACGUGGAACAGGAAGUGGAGAAGCUCCGGGCUCUUCUAAGGGCCACACACUCCGACACCAACAACACCACUGCAGCAAUUCGGGAGUUCAGCAGUAUUCGGACACUGGGUUAUAGCGGAUUGGCCAUUGUCUUGAGUCUCCUUGACUUUCUUUCUGGAAUUGUAUUAGCAGAGGGCAAUAUAAUGGUUCAGAAUAUUGGAGUGGGGAAAGGACAAUUAUUGCCGAUGCUUAUAAUAAACCUUAUUAUUUUCAUAUCCUGCACCAUGACUGGGCUCUUGAUGUGUGAUCGUAUUGGACACAGAAAAGCACUUCUUGUUUCGAUCGUCGUCUGUUCAGUGGCAUUACUCCUUAAUGGAAUAUGGUACUGGAAUGUUGACUCCUUCUGGGUUCUGAGCAUCAUUGCUUUGCUGCUUGCUGCUUUGCAUUUUUUUGGGUACAGCUUUGGAAUGAGUUUUCUUCCUACAGCCAUAACCAUUGAUAUUUUCCCGCCAAGUCUUCUUUACAUUCUCCUUGCAAUAACUGACACGGGUGCCACAUUGGGCGGAAAGCCGUCAAUUGGGGAAAAAAUAAGCAUCGAGAGGUGGGAAGAAUGGGAAAGGCGGAUAGAUGUCACAUCAAAUAGUCUGGUGCGCGUGUCCUGGUCGGCGUGUCUGUGGCGAUUCGUCGUGGGCGCGUGUUCUGUGCUGGGCGUGUAUUCUUGUUGGUGCGGCCGUUGUGGCGCGUCUGUGUGGAGCGCGGCUGUGCGGCGGUGUCUGUGCGGCUGUCUGGUGCGCGUGUCUGUGCGGCGUGUCUUGCGCGUGUCUGGUGGGCGGCGUGGGUCUGGUGCGGCGUGUCUGGUGGCGGCGUGUCUGGUGCGCGUGUCUGGUGCGGCGUGUCUGGUGCGGCGUGUGGUGCGGCGUGUCUGGUGCGCGGCGUGUGUGUGCGGCGUGUGUUGGUGCGGCGUGUGUGGGCGGCGUGUCUGGUGCGGCGUGUCUGAUGCGGCGUGUGUGGUCGGCGUGUGUGGAGCGGUGUGUCUGGUGCGGCGUGUCUGGUGCGGCGUGUCUGGUGCGGCGUGUGUGGUGCGGCGUGGUCUGUUGCGGCGUGUCUGGUGCGGCGUGUCUGGUGGCGUCGGUGGCUCUGGUGCGGCGUGUCUGGUGCGGCGUGUUGCGUGUCGGUGCGGCGUGUCUGGUGCGGCGUGUCUGGGGGUGUCGGCGUGUCUGGUGCGGCGUGUGGGGAAGUACGGUGAGCGGAGAACGCUGGACUUGUGGGACUUCUUGGUGGCAACAGAGUGA
This is a messenger RNA of Gryllus bimaculatus (two-spotted cricket), 2490 nucleotides long. Lineage: Eukaryota; Metazoa; Arthropoda; Insecta; Orthoptera; Gryllidae. The record is from the annotation of a GenBank genome assembly.